Molecule: messenger RNA, 408 nt
Organism: Ostertagia ostertagi
Lineage: Eukaryota; Metazoa; Nematoda; Chromadorea; Rhabditida; Trichostrongylidae
Source: the annotation of a GenBank genome assembly
AUGUCUGGAGCGUCAUAUCUGGUCACAUUCUUCAAUCGAAUUCAACGACUGCAGGAAGUAGGAAUUCGGCCAGUUGUUGUUUUCGACAUGAUUUCUCCUGAAUUUAAUAGUUGUUCGAGUAGUGGAAAUUCGCAUAUAAAGAAGUCCAAACGUAGUGGCGGUAACGGGUGGAAUCUUGAUGCGCAUAACGAGUUGAAGAAACGGGUCUAUAAUGCGGAGCAACUUCUUAAUAAUAUGGGUGUUCCUGUUGUCAUGGGUAGUUCCGAUGGAGAAGCCCAGUGUGCUCAGUUGGAGCAGGCUGGCCUCGUUGAUGGAUGUAUCACUUCAGACUUUGACUUCUUUCUGUAUGGCGGAAGAAACCUAUACAAGUGUUUCGACACAGUUCAAAAAAAAAACGCCACACAGUAG